Molecule: messenger RNA, 2209 nt
Organism: Cyprinodon tularosa
Lineage: Eukaryota; Metazoa; Chordata; Actinopteri; Cyprinodontiformes; Cyprinodontidae
Product: protein adenylyltransferase SelO-like
Exons: 20
Coding region: 309-2063 (584 amino acids)
Source: RefSeq, a predicted model, not a curated record
GCUUUUUGGUUGAAGUAGGAACCAUUUAAUCUGAGUCUUUAUGGAAACUAAAUGUGUAAUAACCAGAAUACGUCUUUAAAGAUAAAGGUUAUAACGUUUUUAUCCAUAUAUCUCCAGGAAAUAUAUUGUUUAGGGUAUGACAAGCAGCUAUUAAAUCGGACGCUGAAGUUAGCAUCGGAUUCGUGUUUUUUUAUAGCAUGCUAUUUUUUCAUGACAACAGCUGAUGAUCACAUUUGAUCAACCAAACUUUGACUAAACUAAUUUUUACAAAUACUUUAAAGAGCAAUCAAAUCUCUCGUUUGGUAGAAAUGUGGAGCUCCUGUUCAGCGCUAGUCUUUGCUGUGGCGGCAUCGACCUUCACACCAGUUUACGUGCUGGAGUCCUGCCAGACUUCUGAUCUGGACUGCGGCCGCCAUGAGGGCGGCGCAUCAGACAGUCGCUCCUCAGCGGAAAUGGCCCAGAUGAGGUGGAAAGAGGCUGGUUCAAAUCUCACUCAGCACCUGGAGCUGUUCAGGUUAUCCUCCCAGAAGCUUAUUGAGGCAUUACCAGUGGAUGAGAUCGACAGCAACCUUGUUCGCACCGUGAAGAGCUGCGUCUUCUCCAAGUCCAACCCGACUCCACUGAGAGGCUCUCUGAGACUGGCAGCGGUUUCCAAGGACGUCAUCGAAGGGAUCUUGGAUGUAGACAUGGAGGCGACGCGUUCUGAGGACUUCCUGCUUUAUGUGAGUGGAGCCAAACUGCUGCCUGGUUCUGUCCCACUCGCUCACAGAUAUGGAGGUCAUCAGUUUGGCUACUGGGCAGGACAGCUGGGUGACGGCCGAGCACAUUUACUGGGUCAGUAUUUAAACAGGAAGGGGGAAACCUGGGAGCUUCAGCUUAAAGGAUCUGGGAAGACUCCAUAUUCAAGGUCUGGAGAUGGCCGAGCUGUGAUCCGCUCCUCGGUCAGAGAGUUCCUCUGCAGCGAGGCCAUGCACUUCCUGGGGGUUCCCACAAGCAGGGCCGCCAGCCUGAUCGUUAGUGAGGAACCAGUGCUGAGGGAUCAGUUCUAUAAUGGAAAUGUGAAAACAGAGAGAGCAGCUGUGGUGCUCCGGGUGGCCAAGUCCUGGUUCCGAUUCGGAUCCUUGGAAAUUCUGGCUGAAAAUGGAGAAAUCCAUAUUUUGAAAAAGCUACUAAAUUUUGUUAUUCGGGAACAUUUCUCCUGGAUCCCUUGGAAUGACCCAGAUAGAUAUUUGGUGUUUUAUUCAACAGUUGUGACUGAAACAGCCCAGCUGAUCGCUCAGUGGAUCUCCCUGGGGUUUGCUCAUGGGGUUUGCAACACGGAUAACUUCAGCCUUCUGUCCGUCACCAUAGACUACGGACCCUUUGGCUUCAUGGACUCCUAUGACCCCAAUUUUGUUCCCAACUCCUCAGAUGAUGAAGGAAGAUACAGAAUAGGAGCUCAGGCUGAGGUUGGCUUGUUCAACCUAGAGAAGCUCUUGGUGGCCCUGAGUCCUGUGCUCACACAGGAACAGAAGAAACAGGCAAAAACUGUUCUAAAAGGGUAUCCUGACAUCUACAGGAUGAGGAUUCACCAGUUAUUUAAAGCCAAACUGGGGCUUCUUGGAGAGGAGGAGGAAGAUGAACACCUUAUUGUCUUGUUGCUUAAGAUGAUGGAGGACACCAGGUCAGACUUUACUAUGACAUUCAGGCAGCUUAGUGAAGUUUCAUUUGAUCAGCUUCGCAUCAGGAACCUCACACAGGCAUGGGCUCUUGAAGACCUGUCAUCGCACAAGCUAUUUUCUGAUUGGCUCAUUAUGUACCUGCAGCGGCUAAGCAGGCCACAGAGGGAAAAUGAUCUUCAUCGUCAGCAGAGGAUGAAGGGUGUGAAUCCCAGAUAUGUGCUGAGGAACUGGAUGCCAGAGUCUGCAAUCAGGAAAGCCGAGGAGAACGACUUCUCAGAGGUGGAGCUGCUGCACCACAUCCUGUCAUCUCCAUAUGUUACACAAGUCUCUGCAGAGAAGGCAGGCUAUGCAGCAAGGCCUCCUUUGUGGGCAAAUAGGUUAAAGGUCAGCUGUUCAUCAUAAGUUGAAUUGAGAAAAACACAAACUCCAAAUAAAUUAGAAGGCUACUUAAAAAAAGAACUUUACGUCAGCAAUUCAGUUCCAGAUGUGAAACACUGUUUGAUUGAUACAUACUGUGAUAUAUUAAUCUAAUUGUAUUUGUUGACAUU